UGAAUUUGAACUUUCAUGAUUACUUCUACAUGUUUUUUUUCUUCGCAACUACGGUUUUCUUCCUCCGUUUCGCUGUGAUUUUGUCCGUGGAGGUCGAAGUUUUGACGAUUCUUUCCAUUUGUUAAUUGAUCCUUUUUCCUUCAAGUUUCUUUCAUUCCGGACAAGUGAGAAAGGGAUAAGUGUUGGCGAUUCUGGAGUUGAUAUCUGAUAAAUUAUAAGGUUUCUGCUUGCAUAUCAUUAAUUUGCCCUGUAGGUCGAAUUGAACGGUAGCGUGAUGGGUUAAUAAAAGCACACUGAGGAGGACCAUGUGUCAGGAUUACAUUUUUCUUCUUGGCUAACUAGUUAGAUUAUCACUUAACGUUCAGGAAAUAACUGGAGUUGCUUGACCAAUUCAUGGCCUAUGAGCAGUACUUUGUGCAAGGAUGGAAACACUACAACGGUUGCUUUGAUUGUAACAUCUGCUUUGACUUUGCCCAUGAGCCAGUGGUAACUCUCUGCGGCCACUUAUACUGCUGGCCUUGCAUCUACAAAUGGCUUCACGUCCAGAGUGCCUCUCUUGCCAUUGACGAGCACCCACAGUGCCCGGUUUGCAAGGCUGAUAUUUCCCACACCACAAUGGUUCCUCUCUACGGUUGUGGCCGAACGGCCGAGCAAGUCGAGCCUGAAGCUAAAGCAAUGCAUCGUGACAUUGAUAUACCUCCUAGACCUUCAGCUUGUGGUAACCAGAUGCUUGCUACUCCCAGCACACACCAGCAGCAACUUCCAUAUCGAAAUCCUUACCAGCGACCGAACCACGACCCCGUUCUUUUUGGGAAUUAUGAAGAAGAUUCAGCAGCCUCUUUGCUAAACCUUGGGAGAACAUCAUUCAGUGGAUUUGACCAUCGGGUGGCAGGAAUGAUUGGCAAUUUCGUGUAUGCGAGGGUCUUUGGGAACUCAGACAACUUAAACUCUUACUUGGGAACAGGGAGCAGAAGGGAUGGGUUGAGAAGACAUGAAAUGCAGGUAGCCAAGUCAUUGAACAGAAUCUCCAUUUUCCUGUUCUGCUGUGUAAUUCUAUGCGUUCUUGUCUUCUAAUGAUGUUCCAUUCUUGGAAACAUCCCCAUUUUCAAGACAAGAAAGACACAAAUAAAGUGCAUUGUCGUCUUUGUAUAGGCUUUUUGCACCCAGAAAACUUGUUGCAUUUUCCGAGGGUUCUUGAAAACUUUUAAUCACUGUUUUCUU
This is a messenger RNA of Cucurbita maxima (winter squash), 1221 nucleotides long. Its product is annotated as E3 ubiquitin-protein ligase RMA1H1-like. The transcript is spliced from 2 exons. The record is from RefSeq and is a predicted model, not a curated record. Gene Ontology annotation, cellular component: endoplasmic reticulum. Gene Ontology annotation, biological process: ubiquitin-dependent protein catabolic process. The coding region runs from base 394 to 1074 and encodes 226 amino acids. Gene Ontology annotation, molecular function: ubiquitin protein ligase activity; ubiquitin-like protein conjugating enzyme binding; metal ion binding. Lineage: Eukaryota; Viridiplantae; Streptophyta; Magnoliopsida; Cucurbitales; Cucurbitaceae.